AUGUUUGACAAACUACUAUUUCUUUUAAUCGUCGUGCUUACUAUUCGUGAAAGUAAAGGCGCAAGAAUAUUAGUAGUGGUACCAACUCCAUCGAUAAGUCAUCAAAUUAUAUUCAGACCGCUUACCCUGGAAUUAGCAAAGAGAGGUCACGAGGUUACAGUUAUAACAACAGAUCCAGCUUUCACAGAUGUUAAUAGACCAGAGAACCUCACGGAAAUUGAUAUACAUGAUGUCACAUACUCACUGUGGAAAAACAAGCUUAAAGAAACGGACUUAAAAUUUGGCCAGAAAGAAGGAAUAUUUGUAUUUAUGAAAGAACUUUCAUUAUUGAAUGGUAUGUUUUUAGAAGUACAAAUGAAAACAGAGGGGGUACAGAAUAUUAUCAAUAAAGAUGAAAAAUAUUACGAUCUAUUAGUGACAGAGGCAUUUAGUAGACCAGCUCUGAUGUUUUCGCACAUCUUUAAGGCACCUCUCAUUCAGUUAAGUUCUUUCGGAAUGUGGUUGGACAGUGAAAACAUUAUUGGAGCUCCAAGACAUCUGUUUUUAUAUCCAAACAUGAUUAAUCAAAGACUGUAUAAUUUAACCUUCUCGGAAAAAGUGUACGAGCUGUACAAACAUUAUUGCAUUUUAAAUAUGUGGUAUGACACUGAACAAACGGAACUUAUUUCACUGAAAAAAUAUUUCGGCGGUGACGUUCCGCCUUAUGAGGAGUUGUAUAAAAAUGUUGAUAUGUUAUUUUUAAAUAUACACCCAAUGUUGAGCAAUAACCAACCCUUGCCACCAAAUGUGAUUUCCAUUUGGGGAAUUCAUACAAAACCGGUGAAGUCCUUGCCAGAAGAUCUCGAGAGAUAUUUAACGUCUUCAAAGAAUGGCGUAAUAUAUCUAAGUUUUGGAACGAACGCAUUAUCAUCAAUGUUGCCACCUGAAAAAGUUCAGAUAUUAAUUAAUGCAUUUUCAAAAUUACCCUUUAAUAUUUUAUGGAAAUGGGAGCAAGAUGAACUUCCGGGAAAACCGGAAAAUGUCAAAAUAGUAAAAUGGUUUCCGCAGUCAGACCUCUUACAUCAUCCAAAUAUUAAGCUGUUUAUAACGCAAUGUGGUCUUCAGUCUCUGGAGGAAGCGAUAAAUGCCGGUGUACCACUUAUUGGCAUACCAAUGCUUGGGGAUCAAUGGUACAAUGCAGAAUUAUUUGAAUAUCACAAAAUUGGAUUGAAACUUGACUUAGAUGUGUUAACUGAAGAUACAUUAACUAAUGCCAUAUUUAAAAUGACCAAUGAUUACAGUUUUAAAGAUAAUAUCAUUUCUCUUCGAACCAUAAUGCAUGACCAGAUAGAAGGGGGUUUGGACCGCGCAGUAUGGUGGACUGAAUAUGUGUUGCGACAUGGAGGGGCAAAGCACCUACGACCUGCUGGUGCUAAUAUGACCUGGCUAGAAUAUCUGGAAGCAGAAUUCGUUCUUAAACUUAUUAUUCUAACGACUUUAACUUGCAGUAGUGGAGCUAAAAUUUUAGUCGUCGUGCCUACACCAUCUAUAAGUCAUCAGGUUGUGUUUCGACCACUCACGCAAGAGUUAGCUAGUAGAGGUCACGAAGUAACAGUUAUUACACCAAAUCCAGUGUUUACUAAAGACAGCAGACCAGCCAAUUUGACGGAAAUCGACGUUCAUGAUGUCACUUAUGGUCAUUGGAAAGGUAGGAAUAAAGAAAAUAGUGCAAAAUUUGGAAAUAAGGACGGACUCUUUGAAGUCGUUUGGGAUCUUACCUCUGGUAUGGGUGAUAUUUUGGAGACACAGUUGAAAACGAAAGAGGUCCAAGACAUUAUUCAGAAUAAAAAUAAAACUUAUUACGACCUGCUAAUGAUAGAGGCUUUCAUAAGACCAACUAUAUUGUUUUCUCAUAUAUUUAAAGCACCGGUUAUUCAAAUAAGCUCUUUGGGUAUGCCGUUUGGAAAUGAAGAUAUUGUUGGUGUGCCAACACACCCUUUUUUAUAUCCAACAUUCAUGCACCAGAGAUUGUACAAUUUAACGUUUUGGGAGAAAUUUUACGAAUUAUACAAACAUUAUUGGAUCCAAUACACGUGGUAUAAAAGUGAAGAUAAGGAAGUGAACAGAUUAAAAAAAUAUUUUGGUAACGAUGUACCGUGCUAUAGGACCCUUUAUGAUAACGUCGAUAUGCUGUUUUUAAAUAUACAUCCACUUUGGACAAAUAAUCAACCUGUACCAUCAAAUGUUAUAUCGAUAUGGGGAAUACACAAGAAAGAGGAAAAACCUUUGCCAGAAGAUCUUCAAAAAUAUUUGAACUCGUCGAAGAAUGGAGUAAUUUAUUUGAGCUUCGGCUCAAACGUAUUAUCAUCAAUGUUGCCAGCUGAAAAAAUACAGAUAUUGAUUAAUACUUUUUCCAAAUUACCGUUUGACAUUGUAUGGAAAUGGGAAGAGGAUGAACUACCAGGAAAAUCGGAAAAUAUAAAAGUAUCUAAGUGGUUACCGCAGUCUGAUCUUUUGCGUCAUCCCAAAGUAAAGCUAUUCAUAACACAAGGUGGUCUUCAGUCCACAGAGGAAGCCAUCAAUGCAGGUGUACCGCUCAUAGCUAUACCGAUGUUUGGAGAUCAAUGGUAUAAUCUACAAAAGUAUGAAUUUUAUAAAAUUGGAAUGGGCCUGGAACUGGAAAACUUGAGCGAAGAUAAGCUAACUAACGCAAUAAUGACUGUCAUUAAUGAUCAAAGUUUCAAGAAGAACAUAAAACGCCUUAGUACGUUGAUGAGUGACCAUCCACAAGGUGCGUUGGAUCGUGCAGUAUGGUGGACUGAGUAUGUGCUGCGUCACGGAGGAGCGAAGCAUUUUCGAGCAGCUGGAGCAAAUAUAUCGUGGGCAGAAUAUUAUGAAGUGGAAUUGCACGGGCCGCCGAACAGCGCCCCUCCGCACAACGCAUCGAACCGCACGCGUCGCAGCGGUUCACCACAGCACGCACAGAGGCGCCCGCGCCGCUCGCGCGAGUCUGCGCCGCGCUGCCACACGAUCACAUUGAACUGCACUUUGCCCGCUGACACUUGCACUUAG
Leptosia nina is the source of this 3051-nucleotide messenger RNA. NCBI's taxonomy places the organism in Eukaryota, Metazoa, Arthropoda, Insecta, Lepidoptera, Pieridae. The record is from the annotation of a GenBank genome assembly.